CGAGAGAGGAGUGACAAAAAAUUAAGGUUAAAAUAUUGUUGUGGUCAAUUCACACGUGUUGGAGUGAAAAAAUGAGUGAGAAAAGUGAUUCAGAGAGUCCAGAAGCUAUCGAAGAGGAUGAGGAAAAGGAAGUAACCUGGAAGGACCUGGGUAUUGUUGACUCACUGUGUCAGGCCUGUCAGGAGCUCAAGUGGAAAGCCCCGACGAAGAUCCAGAGGGAGGCGAUCCCCCAGACCCUUCAAGGAAAGGAUGUCAUUGGCCUCGCAGAGACUGGUUCUGGAAAGACUGCAGCUUUUGCUCUUCCGAUUCUCCAGGCACUCCUGGAGAAUCCUCAGAGGUACUUUGCCCUGAUUCUGACGCCUACCAGAGAACUGGCAUUUCAGAUUGCAGAACAAUUCGAGGCCCUGGGCUCCAGCAUCGGUGUCAAAUGCGCUGUUAUUGUUGGUGGAAUGGACAUGAUGUCACAAUCUUUGAUUCUCGCGAAAAAGCCCCACAUCCUGAUAGCCACACCAGGUCGACUGGUUGAUCAUCUAGAAAAUACGAAGGGCUUCAAUUUACGAUCUCUCAAAUUCCUCGUGAUGGACGAGGCUGACCGAAUUCUCAAUAUGGAUUUCGAGGUCGAGGUCGAUAAAAUAUUACGAGUUAUUCCUAGAGAACGCAGGACACUUCUCUUUUCAGCCACAAUGACGAAGAAGGUGCAGAAACUUCAGAGGGCCUCCCUCAGGAAUCCUGUCAAGGUCGAGGUCUCAACGAAGUAUCAGACUGUUGAUAAAUUGCAGCAGUACUACAUUUUUAUACCCACCAAAUUCAAAGACGUUUAUCUCGUUCAUAUACUGAAUGAGCUCGCAGGUAACAGCUUCAUGAUUUUCUGUGGCACUUGCAAUAAUACUGUACGUACAGCACUACUGCUUCGUAAUCUGGGAUUUAUGGCUGUUCCACUGCAUGGGCAGAUGACGCAGAAUAAAAGAUUGGCUGCCCUGACAAAAUUCAAAGCGAAGAAUAGAUCUAUUCUGAUAUCUACCGAUGUUGCCAGCAGAGGUCUGGACAUUCCCCACGUGGAUGUGGUGAUAAAUUUCGAUAUUCCCACACACAGCAAGGAUUAUAUUCACAGGGUUGGGAGGACAGCGCGUGCAGGACGUUCAGGACGUUCUAUAACAUUUGUAACUCAAUACGACGUGGAGUUGUACCAGAGAAUCGAGCAAUUGAUAUCGAAAACUCUUCCCCUUUACAAUACUGAGGAGGAGGAGGUGAUGUUGCUGCAGGAACGAGUGGCAGAGGCCCAGAGGAUAGUGAAAAUGGAGAUGAAGGACAUGGAAGAUGCAAAAAAAUCAGGCAAACGUAAGAAAGGACAGAAUGCCGACGACGAUGAUGACACUGAACAAUCAUCCGGUGUACGCAAACGUGUAAAAUCUAAAUUCAAGGGCAAACGUAAAUAAUCGUUUUUAAACAAUUGAAAUAUCACAAAAUGAAGUUAGAAAAAAAAAAUAAAACUUAUGAGAAAAAAAAAAUACUUCAACACUUUAAAUAACCUCGAGGCUCUCAAGUAUUUUAUGUACAGGACAAGUGACAGAAAGAAAAAGCUCCAAAAAUAAUUCACCUUCACU
Messenger RNA from Fopius arisanus, 1604 nucleotides. It is a transcript of the gene pths, whose product is annotated as porthos. Lineage: Eukaryota; Metazoa; Arthropoda; Insecta; Hymenoptera; Braconidae. Bases 72 to 1436 code for a protein of 454 amino acids. The transcript is spliced from 5 exons. Gene Ontology annotation, molecular function: RNA helicase activity; nucleic acid binding; ATP binding. The record is from RefSeq and is a predicted model, not a curated record.